CUCACAGGUCUACACGCCACUGCAGAAACUGCGUUGAAUAUUACAAGGAUGUCCAGAAGUUACUUAUAUAUCCUGGCAAUAUGGUGGACGCAUUCGGCGGAUUCAACAAGUAUUAUUCAGGAGUGUGGUUAUCACCACUAUACCCACGCUUCUACGCUUGAUAAUCAGCUCUUCUUCCACUGGCUGUUGUGGGAGAAGAACUCUACGAAGAAACUUGAAUGUGCCACCUUCUGUUUCCAAGAGAAAACCUGUGUUAGUUUUCAAGUCAACACAGAAGAAUCUGUCUGUCGAGGGUACGCCGUCAGCUUCAACCCUAACUCCACGAGUGACUCGGCUCCAGGAUAUGUUCUGUAUGAAGCAGAAACAGCGGCAGGACAUAUAGGAUCUUCAUGUCAGAGCAACUCCGAGUGCACCGUGCCAGACUCUGUCUGUGUCAACUCGGAGUGCAUGUGUGACCCAGGGCUGUCCUUCUCACCACUGUCAGCGACCUGCAAUGCAACUUGCACCUCUUACGGUCCUCAUUACACUACAGUACGCGGCUACUACAUCGGUCGGAACAACAUGGCUACCUUCUCCAGCGUGACUGAAAAUCGGUGCAGUGACCUCUGUACAAGCGAAACCAGCUUUGUCUGCCGUUCAGCUGAUUGGCUGAGGGAAAGCGGGAGGUGUGACCUCACUUCGGCAACUCUCAAAACUGUGGAUGCAGCGGACUACCGUAUAGUUGAGGAUAGGACAAUCAUCACUCAUUUUGUUAGAGUAUGUGAAAUAUAAUCUCGUUCCAUUUCCACAAACGUGUUCUCUUUAAAAUGUACCAUACUUGGUUCAGUUGAAUGAUUCACAUGGACACUAUCUUGAAUGUAAAAAGGGAAACUUGGUGUCGUUAUGUUUUGUGCAUUAUGUUCAAGGCUGACAGUGAUUUGACCUACAUGUUGACUCGUCACUUGAAAUCUCUGUAAAGGUGUGUCUUUGGGUUAUAUUUAUAAAACAACAACCAAAACAAUUGCCCAUCUACAUUUGGUCAAAUUCAAUACCCAUGGCUUGCAACGUCUGUGUUUCGGCUUUUGCUACAUUUUAUUAUUUGACCUGACUUGGAUACACUUCCCGGAAACUGGGUGGAUUAUAGCAAAGCACAUUUGCUCCAAGCAAUCUGACCAUGUUGUACAGGUAAAGGAUGGAUACUGAUCUAAUGGUAAGGCUUGGUGAAUUGCAUGUCUGGCGAUGCCAUUGUAACCCAACUGCUUUGAUUUAUGCUCAUUUUGUAAUUCCCUUAAUUGUCUGAUCAAGACUCGAAUAUUUGCUGGAAUAUUGCAAACUGUGAUCACAACAACAAAUACGAACCUGAAUUUCGAAACGCAUUUUGGGCUAAAACUAUCCUCACUCAGAUAACU
Messenger RNA from Haliotis rubra (blacklip abalone), 1388 nucleotides. RefSeq lists its product as uncharacterized. The record is from RefSeq and is a predicted model, not a curated record. Lineage: Eukaryota; Metazoa; Mollusca; Gastropoda; Lepetellida; Haliotidae. The transcript is spliced from 3 exons. Bases 49 to 771 code for a protein of 240 amino acids.